This is a messenger RNA of Dimorphilus gyrociliatus, 2738 nucleotides long. Lineage: Eukaryota; Metazoa; Annelida; Polychaeta; Dinophilidae. The record is from the annotation of a GenBank genome assembly.
GACAGAGGGAGGAGAGAGAGAAGAGUACAAAAAGAAAAUUACAUAGAAACAAUUUCUUUAUACAUAAAAAAAGAAGUUGUGUACGUAAAAGAAUAAUAAUAGCGCUGUAAUAAUAAUACAAUACAUUGCUCUAUUUUUCAAUAGAGAAGGUAUGAUUAAAAGAGUAAUGCUAUAAAAAAGGUAGCGUACUAUAUAUAUUUUAGUUUAGUAUUGACCGUUUAUUACCUUCCAAAGAGCGAACAAAGUGUUUAUUUAUACAAAAUCUACGUUUGCCUUCUUGAAAAAAAAAUUAUGAGUCGUUCUUCUUAUUAAGAAGCGUAUAAUAGAAGACCAGCAGCGGGCGAAUACGAAGAAGAGAGAAGGAAAGUGAACGAGAGAACAAGAGAGGAGAAGAGAGAGAGAGAGAGAAAGAGAGGAGAGAAAGAGAAAAGGAGAGAGUUUAUCUAUGUAACAGUAAACAAGAGAAGAGGUGAAAAGAGAAACAAAACAAGCCCAAGCCCAAUGAAAGUUGUACAAGACAUUAUACAUAUAUAUAGAUAAUAAGAGGAUAAGUUGAUAAUAAAUGUUAGGAAAAAAAAAUAUGACGGAGAUCGAUGACAAACGAACGGAGGUUCUAGUCGGUUCAAACCAAAAUGGGGGACACAAGUUUAGACUUACAAAGAAAAUUGGUUCAGGAAGUUUCGGCGAUGUUUACGAAGCCCAAGAUGAAACAACAGGGGAGAAAGUGGCUGUUAAAAUGGAGAAAAAAGAGUCUAGACAUCCCCAGCUACUCUUCGAAAGCAAGUUAUAUAGGGUUCUUCAAGGUGGUGUUGGAGUACCAGUCUUAAGGUAAUUAAUUAACUUAGAAUUAAUAAGAUCACACAGCCAAUAAUCUAUACGUGCUGUAUGAGAUCUAUAAAGAAAUAUUUUCUUAACAGGUACUUAAGUAAACUUGAACUUGUAACCUUUAGGUUACUAUAUGACAGUUUAUGACAAACAUAAUACGUAUAUGAAUGUAUAUGCUACUGUAAAUAAUGCUUAUUAUUUCUGCAGAACGAUCUAUCCUAUCCUAUGUUUAGUCUAGAUGGAAAGAUAUUGAAUUAUCUUUGAACAAACUCCUUCCUUUUCAGAUUUCUUAAUUAACAUAAUUCUACGUUUUUUUCAAUAUCUCAUCCUUGGGUGCUUUGUUCUUCUUCUUCUUCAUCAUCAUCAUCUGUUGCCUCUCUCAUUUCCUUUUUUUUUAUUCUACUUUUUAAUAAAAAGAAUUCCAGAUUUUAUCACCUCAUUCCUAUUUGCUAAACAAAUAUAAAAUCCCUUAUCAAUUCUUUCGUAUAGGUUGUGUGCAAUAAUAUGCUACAAGUUUACAUUAUGGAUAAUUAUAGAUUUCUUUACAAAUUUUGAAUAGAGUUAAUUUAUAGAUCUUUCUCUUUACAUAAUAGACGUUAUGUGAUAGAAUAUGCAUAUUUACAAUUAUUUUAUUGUUAAAAAACCCUCAAUAAAAAUCCAAUUAAACAUAAUAUAUUUAACGAAUGUUUGUCUAUUCAAACUAUAGAACAAAACGUUAAACAUCUGUCUCUUUCCUCGAAAUAACAUAAACAAAGAAAAGACAGAGAGAGAGAGAGAGAGAGAGAUUAUCCUAUACGAUUAAUCCACACAGUAAUAUAUUUGUAUACUGGAAAGAAAUACAGAAAACAGACCUGUCACCUAUUUUUUGUGUACUUAAAGCUUCUUUUCACAGACCCAGCAAACUGGAUUAUUAAAUUUUUUUCGUUAUACUAACUAUCAAAUCGAAUUCAAUUCUUGUAUUAUUAUUAUUAGGUGGUAUGGCCAACACGACGCCGGUUAUAAUGUCAUGGUAACCGAUUUACUGGGUCCGAAUUUAGAGGAUUUAUACAACUAUUGUAAAAGAAAAUUCUCCUUAAAGACGGUCCUUCAACUGGCUGACCAAAUGCUCGGAAGAGUCGAAUAUAUCCAUAAUAAAUGUUUUAUACAUAGGGAUAUUAAACCAGAUAAUUUUCUAAUGGGCAUUGGAGCUAGGAGAGUGAACACAGUCUUCCUUAUAGAUUACGGCUUGGCCAAAAAGUACAGGGACAUGAGAACAAGAACUCAUAUUCCCUAUAGGGAAGGGAAAAGUCUAACGGGAACAGCUCGUUACGCCUCCGUUAACGCCCAUUUAGGAGUUGAACAAUCGAGAAGAGACGACCUUGAGAGUUUAGGAUACGUUUUGGUAUAUUUGGCAAAAGGAAGUCUACCUUGGCAAGGACUAAAAGCAGCAACCAGAAAACAAAAAUAUGAAAGAAUUUCUGAAAAAAAGCUAUCAACAAUACCAGAAGUUUUGUGUAAAGGUUUUCCAGAAGAAUUUCAAAAGUACUUGACUUAUACAAAGAACUUGAAGUUCGAAGAUGCUCCUGAUUACGACUACCUAAGGAAAGAACUGUUCAGAAAAUUGUAUACUAAAAAACUACAUUAUCAAUACGAUUUUCAUUUCGAUUGGAGUGUUUCAAGUAAGAAUGAAGAUCGCAGUGAAGAGCAAAGAGCCUCAAAAAUAUCUCAUCCGCCUCAACAGCAAAUAACGCUUAAACACGGAAAUGUUAUUAAUUGGUGAAAAACGUUCGUCCAGGCCUAAAUUCAUAAUAAAAAACAAUUGUUUUGAUUUCUCCUUUUUAAAAUAAUUACUAUAUAUUCAUAUAGAAAUAUAAGUAAAUGAAUAGAAAACGUAAGAAAUAUAGUUUAUACAAAAUAUACGUUUUAAUGUUUUU